CACGGCGGCUCCGGGCCCCGCCGGCGCGGACAUGACGGACACGGCGGGAGGGGAGCUGGGCGACCCGGGCCCCGAGGAGUUCGCGUACGGCGAGGAGGACUUCGUGCUGCAGGCAGCCGGCUGGGGCGACCCGGACUCCGCGCCCUCCCGCUUCGACCGGGCGCUGCUGGCGGGCUGGAGCGACCGUAUGGAGCGGGGGCUGUUCCGCUACCGGCUGGGGCCGCUGCCCACCCGCGUCCUGCCCGGCGCCGUGCGCCUCGUGGCGCAGCUGAACGAGCGGCGCAGCGCGGAGCGCCGCCCGCCGCAGCCCGUCCGCAGCCUCCGCGACCCCUUCGACCCCGCCGCCUUCAACUUCACGCGGCUGCGCCCCGCCGAGCUGCUGUUCCGCCUGCGCCGCGCCGGCGGCCCGGAGCCGCUGCUGGUGGCCAUCAACGCCAGCCCGCUGUGCCGGGGACACGUGCUGCUGCUGCCGGAGCCGGCGCGGCGGCUGCCGCAGGCGCUGGCGGCCCCGGUGCUCCGCGGGGCGCUGGAGGCGACGCUGCUCAGCGCACACCCCGGCUUCUGCGUCGGCUUCAACGGGCUGGGCGGCGGCGCCUCGGUGAACCACCUGCACCUGCACGGGCUCUACCUGGACCGGCCGCUGCCGCUGGAGGAGGCGCCGGCCGAGCCGCUGGGGCCGCGCCUGGGGCUGCUCCGCGCCGGACCGGCCCCCGCCUUCCUCUUCUUCGCCGCCGGCCCCGCGGCGCUGGAGCCGGUGUCGCGGGCCGUGUGCCGGGCGGCGGAGCACCUGGCCGGUGCCGGGCUGGCCUGCAACGUGCUGGCCGCGCGGGGCGACCCGCCGGCGGGGCCCGGCGCCGGCCGCGGGCUGCGGGUGCUGCUGUGGGCGCGCCGGCCGCUCUUCGGCCCCAAGGCGGGGGAGCCAUUCGCCGUGGCGCUGUGCGAGCUGGCGGGGCUGCUGCCGCUGCCCGCCGAGCCGCUCUACCGGGACAUCACCGAGGGGCAGGCCCUGAGCGCCAUCCGCCAGCACCUGCUGCCCGAGCCCGAGCUGCUGCGCCUGGGCGGGGAGCUGGCGCGGCUGCUGGAGCGCUGAACGGACCGCGGCCGGGUCCCUGAUGGCACGGGCAGCGGCCGGGUCCCUGAUGGCACGGGCUGCAGCUGGAUCCCUAAUGGCACGGACAGC
Molecule: messenger RNA, 1180 nt
Organism: Motacilla alba alba
Lineage: Eukaryota; Metazoa; Chordata; Aves; Passeriformes; Motacillidae
Gene: GDPGP1
Product: GDP-D-glucose phosphorylase 1
Exons: 1
Coding region: 32-1090 (352 amino acids)
Biological process (GO): glucose metabolic process
Cellular component (GO): cytoplasm
Molecular function (GO): GDP-D-glucose phosphorylase activity
Source: RefSeq, a predicted model, not a curated record